Molecule: messenger RNA, 1227 nt
Organism: Neospora caninum
Lineage: Eukaryota; Apicomplexa; Conoidasida; Eucoccidiorida; Sarcocystidae
Exons: 9
Coding region: 1-1227 (408 amino acids)
Biological process (GO): ubiquitin-dependent protein catabolic process; protein deubiquitination
Cellular component (GO): cytoplasm
Molecular function (GO): cysteine-type deubiquitinase activity
Source: RefSeq, a predicted model, not a curated record
AUGGGAAUCGAAGGCGCGAACAGUGGCGCUAGUGCGCGUAACGCAGAUGGAGGGAAUCGGUGGUGUCUGAUUGAAAGUGACCCCGGAGUCUUCACAGAGCUCGUUGAGAAGGUGGGAGUAAAAGGCGUUGAGUUCGAUGAGAUUUUCGGCGUCGAUGAGGAAUCGUUCCAGGCACUGAAGCAGAGAGACCGAAAAAUCUUCGGUUUCGUUUUCCUCUUCAACUGGACAAAGGACGCCGCAGGAGCGGCGGCUGGCGAGGCAGCUGACGCCGGCGGCGAGGACGUAGCGAUGGAGGAUGCUCUGAGCGCUGCCCAGUCCCACCCGGACCUUUUCUUCGCGAAACAGGUCAUCGAGAACGCAUGCGCCAGCCAAGCCAUCUUGUCCAUUCUUGUCAACAAACGAGACGAAAUUAAAGACGUUGGCUCCACAAUCCGUGCACUCGUCGACUUCACCAAGGACUUCCUCGACCCUCAAAUGCGUGGCGAGGCCAUAGGCAACUCGGAGCAUAUACGAGCUGCGCACAACUCCUUCAGAAGUUCCAGUCCGUUUGACUGGACGGACGACGACGACGAGAAGGAGAAGGAAGACGCCUUCCACUUCGUGUCUUAUAUCUUUUUCAAGGGCAAUGCGUAUGAGAUGGACGGCCUCCAACCGGGCCCCAAAAAUUUGGGUUCCUGCGACGAGAGCAGCUGGACGGAGAUUGUGAGGAAGCGGCUUCAAAGCAGAAUUGCAAAGAUUCAGAAGGCGGCGAGCGGCGAGCUGCGUUUCAACCUCAUGGCUGUGACGGAAGAUAACUUGUCGAAACUCCAGGAAGACAUCUUCCGCCAGAGGGCGAUUGUCCAGCGAGCAAAGGUCAAACUGAUCAGCUCUGGCAAAGACAUCGAACUCGACGACGAGGUCGACGACGACGCGGCCCCCGCAGGGACGCCGACGAUCGACGAGCUCCCCGAUGACAUCGCCGCUCUCGAGACUGUCAUUCAGGAAGCCGAGGACAGGAAGAAACUGUUGAAGGUGCAAGAAGAGGAAGAACUCGAUAAGCGCGCUCGAUGGAAAAAGGAGAAUGUUCGGCGCCGUCACGACUUUGUUCCCUUCAUCCUGAGCGUCAUCCAACAUCUCGCGAAGAAGGGCGAGCUUGUGAACGCAGUCAAGGCCGCGCAGCAGUCUGUCUCUCGACGGCAGCAGGAGAGGAAGAAAGCGAAAACGGGUGCCACGGGCGUCUCUGCCUAA